UUAUUUUCAUUAGGAACCGAUCGCGAACAGCUAAUCUUGCAAGCAAACCGUACAGAAUAUCCAUAGUAGUCACUUGUCGUCGCGGUAAUUUGUUGACAGUAUUACCCAACAUGCCAUUAUGUCACGUUAUCGAUUGGUGGCCAAGAAAAUGUUAAAAUAACAACCUGGCCAUAUUGAAAAUCCUGUACGCGUGGAGUUCCUUGACGUCUUUACAAAGAACUGCAUCACACAAGCCAAUAUUCACAGAACUGCUUAGAAGAUUACAACUUCCAAGACUGUAUUUGAUUCCAAGUAAAGAUUCAUCCAGCAAAAUGAGUGGAUCAACAGGAAAGAUGCAAACACAAAUAGCUGGGAGUAGUUCCAGUGGAAAGGAUCUUCCUACCAUUAAAACACCAGAGGUGCCAUUGGACUCAUUUGAUCUGGACACAAUGGAACAGGAAGGGGCCUAUUACAGGCAGUCACAACAACUACAGGCAGCCUAUGCUAGAUCUCACUUGGAGCACAUGUGUAAACUUGACAUUGACUCUGAGCCACAUGAGGUCAGAAUGAGUGGCAUCAUUUGUACCAUAGGUCCAGCUUGUGUGGCAGUUCCCACUCUUCAGAAGAUGAUGAUUGAAGGAAUGAAUGUAGCUCGUCUCAACUUCUCACAUGGAACGUACGAGUAUCAUGGUCAGACAAUCAAGAACAUCCGAGAGGCCGUUAGUAAGUUCAGUCAUCCAAGACCAGUAGCCAUCGCCCUGGAUACCAAAGGUCCAGAAAUCAGAACAGGAUUACUAGAAGGGGGAGCCAGUGCUGAGGUUACCUUAAAGACAGGGAACCAGAUUAAACUGACAACAGAUGAAAAGUUUUAUGAAAAAUGUAGUGUAGAUCUCCUGUAUGUUGAUUACAAAAAUAUCACCAAAGUUAUGGAGGUUGGAGGUCGUAUCUUCAUAGAUGAUGGUCUUAUAUCUGUUGUCGUUAAAGAGAAAGGUGCUGACUGGUUGCUAUGUGAUAUAGAGAACGGAGGUGACCUUGGCAGUAAGAAAGGAUGUAAUUUACCUGGAACACCUGUUGAUUUACCUGCUGUUUCUGACAAAGACAAAAAGGAUCUUCAGUUUGGUGUGGACCAAGGGGUAGACAUGGUAUUUGCUUCAUUUAUAAGAAGUGCAUCUCAUAUCAAAGAAAUCCGUGAUCUUCUGGGAGACAAGGGAAAACAUAUCAGGAUCAUCGCUAAAAUAGAAAACCAUGAAGGAGUGGCUAAAUUUGAUGAGAUAUUAGAUGCAGUAGAUGGUAUUAUGGUUGCCAGAGGAGAUUUGGGAAUAGAAAUCCCCCCAGAAAAAGUAUUCUUAGCACAGAAAAUGAUGAUUGGUCGAUGUAAUAGGGCAGGAAAACCAGUUAUAUGUGCCACUCAGAUGUUAGAAAGUAUGGUUAAGAAACCUCGUCCCACCAGAGCAGAGACGAGUGAUGUAGCCAAUGCUGUUCUAGAUGGAGCUGAUUGUGUCAUGUUGUCAGGGGAGACAGCAAAGGGAGAUUAUCCUUUAGAAGCUGUCAAAAUAAUGCACAAGAUUUGUAGAGAGGCUGAAUCAGCAGUAUUUCACACCCAGUUGUUUGAGGAGUUGAGGAAGCACACCCCUACACCAACAGAACCUACCCACACUGUGGCUAUAGCUGCUGUAGAAGCCUCAUUUAAAUGUAUGGCUGCUGCUAUUAUUGUUAUUACAACUUCUGGAAGAUCUGCUCACUUGAUAUCUGCCUAUCGUCCACGUUGUCCUAUACUUGCCAUUACAAGAAAUGCCCAGACAGCACGGCAAGGUCAUCUGUGGAGAGGAGUGUUCCCUAUACAUUAUAACGAAUCUGUUAUGAGUGAAUGGACAGCAGAUGUUGAUCGUAGAAUCUAUAUGGGUAUCAACGUAGGAAUGCACAGAGGGUUCAUCAAUCCAGGAGAUUCAGUUGUCAUAGUAACAGGCUGGAAACCAGGCUCUGGCUCGACCAAUACAAUGAGAGUGAUUAAUUGUCAGGAUACCAAACAGAAGGACAUGUUAGAACCAAUCACAGGAGUAUCUAGUGUACCUAGCUUCAAUAAGAUCACAUCAGGGGAGUCUCUGAAGAGUCUGAGUAUGUCAGAAGGAAGCUCCAAGUCUAUAGACGGAGAUGUCAAGUUCUUCUAAAGUUGUAUUCCCUGACAUUUGGUUAACGGCUACAUGGUUAUGUACAUGGACAUUGUUAUUUAUUAACGAGUAGUUUUCUGCGACUGUUUUUUUGUUGAUUUUUGAUUGGAUUAUAGUCAUGUGACAGUUAUGUUGAUCAUACGCUCCCAGUACUAAAUUAUAACAGAUUAAUAAUGCUGACACAUCAUAUUUUCUAAUGAUCAAGUCUUAUUAUUAAUGACAUGGAAACCAUACAAAUUUUAUUUUAUUUUUCUGAGAGAGAAAAAUCAGCAUUAGCUUAUUUUUAAUACACAUGAUACAAUGGUUUGCUUUUGAGAUCCAACUUUGCUUUUUUUAAAUACAAAAUAAUAUUCAAAGAGGAAUUUAAGUUUAAUAAGAUAUUUCAAUGAUGAAGAAAAAAACAUAAGUCAAAUUUGAAAGGUUUUUUGAAGCACCAAAUGCAUGUACUUAUAAAAGUUGUGAGGGUAACUUAAUUCAUUUUUCUGAGAGAGAAAAAAAGAGGGGGUGUAUAGCAUAUAGAUGUUUUUAUGGGUGUCUUUAAAACUUUAUGUGAUUUUCUAUCCAGUAAAACAAAUUUUAAACUGUUAAAUUGAGAUAUUGCAUAAUAUUUAUUUGUUAUAAAUACAUUGAAUUUCAAUAUAGAAUCUUGUGGUCAACACAUUUUCUGGCAUGGUUCUUUAAUAUCAAUCCUGGUCUUCAGAAUUCAGGUCAAGAUUAAUACUCGGUUACACAACAGUUACUGCCCCUAAGUAGUGAAGAAUGUUAUUUUUAUGUUAAGCAGCCAUUUUCAUGAGAUUUUACGAUUUUGAUGGUUGUUUUAAAAAAAAAAACGCCUGAUCUAAUUUUUAUUUUAUUUUUUUGCCACAGGCCUAUAUGCUUUUUUCAACUGACAUUCCUUUGCUAUUUUAACCGUAUUAUGAAUGACACAUGAUUACUGAAUGCCCUGAUUGCAUCACUUUGUUAUUGAAUUUGUUAUGUGUAUAAGUAUAUGAAAGCCCCCUCCCCCAAAAGAGAAAAAAAUAACCAAAAAAAAACCAACAACAACAGAAAAACAUUAAAUAAUGAUAGAAUAAUCAGUUGAUUUCAUUUACAAAAGCAUAAUGAAGUGUAUUGGUGCAUGAUUUUUAUAGUUGUCAGAACUUUAAUUUAUAUAUAUUGUUGUUUGAAACUUUUGUUUAAGACUUAGUAAGAAUUUUUAAGUAACAACACUUAUUAAGUUAUAGUUUGUUUUGUAAAGCUUAAAUCAUGCCUGAAUAUAGUGCUGUGAGUCCUCUCCACAUUUUGAUAUUUUAUGUUGUAUUAGAUAAUAAAGUGCUAUUUGUUGUUA
This is a messenger RNA of Mytilus trossulus (common blue mussel), 3474 nucleotides long. Its product is annotated as pyruvate kinase PKM-like. Lineage: Eukaryota; Metazoa; Mollusca; Bivalvia; Mytilida; Mytilidae. The record is from RefSeq and is a predicted model, not a curated record. Gene Ontology annotation, cellular component: cytoplasm. The transcript has 16 exons. Gene Ontology annotation, biological process: glycolytic process. Gene Ontology annotation, molecular function: magnesium ion binding; pyruvate kinase activity; potassium ion binding. The coding region runs from base 312 to 2147 and encodes 611 amino acids.